CCUAGCUAGUCGGGAGGGGGCGUGGCUGCCCAGAACCGGAAGUGGGAACCCGGCUCCGCGCGGACAAGGGCUACGGAAUAUGCUUCAAGAAAGUGAACAUGGGAAAUGGACGAUAUCUAGCAGUGACGAAAGCACAGAAGAAAACUCUGACCAUGAGAAGCCAUCUACAUCUGCAUUAUUACCAAAUGGGCAUGGCAAAAAUAGAGGACCACAGUACCCAUGUUCAGAAGCCAGAAAAGUUGCUCACAAGAGAAAAGCUUCUCCUGCAAAAUUUACUGAGGGAAGUUUUCUUACUGAGGUAUCUCCAGCAAAAAAACAGAGAACUUCCCAAGAAGGCUUAGGCUGGUGUCUUUCAAGUAGUGAUGAAGAACCUGAACCUGAAAGUCAGCCAAAGGAUGUGAAAAAAGAAAUGGUCAAAGAGGAGAAAUAUGACAUGCCUGAAGACCAACUUCCAUGUCUACGUAAAGAUAACAAUGCAUGCUCAAUGAGUCCCAAAUCAGAAGAGCAUCAUGAGGCAUCAGGUGAAGUAAAGGGCAUUUGGGAUUUGUUGAAUGGAAGAAAUCCUUUCAGAUUCUUCCUCACUAAAGUUAAAGGCAUUAAAUCUAAGUACAACUCUGGAGCACUUCAUAUAAAAGAUAUUUUGUCACCUCUCUUUGGAACUCUUGUGUCUUCUGCCCAGUUUAACUAUUGCGUAGAUGUGGGAUGGCUCAUAAGACAGUAUCCACAGGAGUUCAGGAAAAAGCCUUUAUUAAUAGUCCACGGUGAGAAGAGAGAAUCCAAGGCUCAGCUGAUUGCACAGGCACGCCCAUAUGAAAAUGUUAGCCUUUGCCAGGCUAAGCUGGAUAUUGCCUUUGGGACCCACCACACGAAAAUGAUGUUGUUGUUAUAUGAAGAAGGUCUUCGAGUUGUGAUACACACAUCCAACCUCAUUGCUGAUGACUGGUACCAGAAAACUCAGGGAAUAUGGUUAAGUCCUCUAUAUUCAAGGCUACCUUCAGGAACUCCUGGUUCUUCUGGUGAAUCUGUAACCAAUUUUAAGUCUGACUUAAUAAGCUACUUGGUAUCUUACAAUUCUCCAUCUCUCAAAGAGUGGGUGGAUAUAAUCCAGGAACAUGAUCUUUCAGAGACAAAAGUAUAUCUGAUUGGAUCAACCCCAGGAAGAUACCAAGGCCCUCAAAAAGAAAAGUGGGGUCACUUUAGGCUCAGAAAGCUUUUGAAAGAGCAUGCAUCACCAAUACCAGCCCAAGAAUCUUGGCCUGUAAUAGGACAGUUUUCAAGUAUCGGAUCCAUGGGAGCUGACCAGUCCAAAUGGCUGUGUUCGGAAUUUCAGGAGAGCCUGGUUGCUUUAGGCAACAGAGCGAAGACUCUAGCGAGACAAGACAUUCCAGUCCAUUUGGUUUAUCCUACUGUGGACAAUGUGAGGCAGAGUUUGGAAGGAUACCCUGCUGGUGGCUCACUUCCCUACAGUAUGCAAACAGCACAGAAACAACUUUGGCUGCAUUCCUAUUUCCACAAAUGGUCAGCAGAGGUCUCAGGCCGAAGCCAUGCCAUGCCUCACAUUAAGACUUAUAUGAGGGCAUCUCCUGACUUCCAGAAGAUUGCAUGGUUUUUAGUUACCAGUGCCAAUCUUUCUAAAGCUGCUUGGGGAGCUUUGGAGAAAAAUGGCACCCAGCUGAUGAUCCGUUCCUAUGAGCUUGGAGUUCUUUUCCUGCCUUCAGCAUUUCAGUUGGAUACAGAUUACUUCCAUGUGAAGGAGAAUUUUUUUUCAGAAAAUCAAGAGUCAGUGGCAUCUUUUCCUGUUCCUUACGAUUUGCCUCUGGAACAGUAUGGAAGCAAAGACCGACCAUGGAUUUGGAAUAUCCCCUACACCAAAGCACCGGAUACUCAUGGAAACAUGUGGGUUCCAUCAUGAAAGCUCCAAGCAAACUCUGAGAUUACAGCACCUGACACUGAGCCUACUGUCAAGCUGUGAGACUGAUUCACUUCUGAUUUUAAGAUGUGAAAUUGUAUGUUGUUUAACCAAUUUUGUAUUUUGUAACACAUCAAUAAUAUUAAAGAGUGCUUUGAGAGAGAAUGGGAAGUGGGAAUCCUUAGCGAAACUGUAGUCGCAUUCCUAUUUAUGGACUUCCUAGAAAGUAGGGCAGUGUAUUUUUAAAUGCUGUUUUCUAUCCUCCUUUUGUGGUGGAGGUUACACUUUGAAAGGUGUUAAAAUGACAGUGUUAGAUAUAUUCAGAGGUUCCCACUGAUUUUAGUCAGAAUAUAUUCAUACCUGUUAGUAUUCUUCUAGACUGUUAUUGGUCCCUUGGUGAUGGCUAAAAGAGUUUUGUAUGCAUAAUUAAGUAAAAAGUGAAUAAAAGGCAUUUUUUUACACUUCCCAUCAAAAUGGAACUGGCCUGUUGCUUUCUCCUCUACAAUAGUUAGUCCUCUCCAUUAAGAGGGUAGGUUGCUCCCAUAAAUGCUAGUAUUUAUUGGUUUUAGCUUCUCUAAGUAUAUUUAUUCCAUUAAUUUCCUCCCAGUUGUCCAAAUUGUAGUCAAAACACUAGUGCAAAUAACUAGACCUGGGGUCUGGAAAGCUUUCUUGGGGGUGAGAUCUGUGAUGUGGUGUCAGAGCUGCUCCCCAGCUGCUACUCUAGCUUGCAAAUCUCAGUUGUACAGUGCACUCUCUCCAGCUUCCCACUCCCCUCACCUUUCAGUUCAGCUUUGGUUUGGAUCCCGGCCAAAUCUGCCACAUUUGGUUGGGAUCCAAACCAACACUGAUCUAGUGCUGAUGUUUGCAUCUUGCAAUCUCUCAGUACACAAAGGACACAGAAAUUAAUACUGCUUUAAGUAGUAGUGAUUUAAUGCUCCUUUUCUGGACUCCAGCCUACUCCAGCCUGUUUGUUAGACCUACCUCUGCUGCAAUACUUUCAUCAAAUUAGUAAGGCAUCAGUAUAAUCAAAACAGGGAAAACUUGUAAUUUUUCCUGCAUCAUGCCAUGUUCCAGCCCCUACUUAUCCUGGUAAACUCUCUCUUCUGCACUCUUCAGGUCUGUUACCAGAUAGUUCCCCUGUUUGGAGUCUACUUGAUGGCCCUUUGUCCGUGUUGUUAUUGUAAUUUAAAUUUAUAUUCCACCCUAUCCAGAAAGGCUCAGGAAAUGGGCGACAGAUGGAAUCACCUUCCAUGUACCUUGUCUUUAGUGCAGAAAUUGUCUAGUGAUUGCUGCAAUCACUGGAUGUAACUGAACAAGUUUGACUGCAUAUAUGGAAGCUGUUCAAAUGGUCACGGCUCUCAAUAGCCUGCUUCCCUUUUCUAAAGCCAGAGUGAAGU
Alligator sinensis (Chinese alligator) is the source of this 3306-nucleotide messenger RNA. RefSeq names its product tyrosyl-DNA phosphodiesterase 1 (gene TDP1). The record is from RefSeq and is a predicted model, not a curated record. Gene Ontology annotation, molecular function: 3'-tyrosyl-DNA phosphodiesterase activity; single-stranded DNA binding; double-stranded DNA binding. Lineage: Eukaryota; Metazoa; Chordata; Crocodylia; Alligatoridae. Bases 80 to 1912 code for a protein of 610 amino acids. The transcript is spliced from 16 exons. Gene Ontology annotation, cellular component: nucleus. Gene Ontology annotation, biological process: double-strand break repair; single strand break repair.